Molecule: messenger RNA, 1156 nt
Organism: Spinacia oleracea (spinach)
Lineage: Eukaryota; Viridiplantae; Streptophyta; Magnoliopsida; Caryophyllales; Amaranthaceae
Product: eukaryotic translation initiation factor 3 subunit F
Exons: 6
Coding region: 105-959 (284 amino acids)
Biological process (GO): translational initiation
Cellular component (GO): eukaryotic translation initiation factor 3 complex, eIF3m
Molecular function (GO): translation initiation factor activity; metallopeptidase activity; translation initiation factor binding
Source: RefSeq, a predicted model, not a curated record
CUAAAACGCAAACACACACUCUUCUGGCACAUAUUCUCUCUUCGGAACAAAACCCUAACACCUUCCGCCCUUCCCCAUCGCCUUCUUUCUUCAUCGUUUCAUCAAUGGCGUCAGGGGAGAAAACGGUGCUUCAGUUUGGAGGUUCAACGUCUUUGAAUGUAAAGGUUCACCCUUUGGUGAUAUUCAACAUCUGCGAUUGCUAUGUCCGACGACCCGACCAAGCUGAACGGGUCAUCGGAACUCUUCUCGGAUCUGUUUUAUCUGACGGAACUGUAGAUGUUCGCAACUCCUACGCUGUUCCCCAUAAUGAAUUUUCUGAUCAGGUUGCAUUGGACAUUGAGUACCACCACAAUAUGUUGACAUCACACCAGAAAGUGAACCCAAAGGAAAUAAUUGUUGGAUGGUAUUCAACCGGAUUUGGUGUUACGGGAGGUUCUGCUUUGAUCCAUGAAUUCUACUCUAGAGAGGUUGCAAAUCCAGUCCAUGUAACAGUGGACACUACAUUCAGAAAUGGAGAGGCAACAAUAAAGGCCUUUGUCUCUGUUAAUUUAUCUCUUGGAGACCAGUCACUUGCUGCUCAAUUUCAGGAAAUUCCUGCAGAACUUCGAAUGUCAGAAGCAGAGAGGGUUGGAUAUGAACUUUUGAAAUCAACCGCGGCAGACAAAAUUCCAAGUGAUUUGGAAGGCAUGGAAAGCACCCUGGAGAGGUUGCUUGCCCUAAUCGAUGACACCUACAAAUAUGUGGAUGAUGUUGUGGAGAACCGCGUAGCUCAUGACAACAAAAUUGGGCGGUACCUUGCAGAGGCAGUAUCUUCCCUUCCAAAGUUAUCUCCUUCUGCUUUUGAUAAGCUUGUGAAUGACAGCCUACAGGACCAACUAUUAUUAGUAUAUUUAUCUAGCAUAACUAGGACACAGCUGAGUUUAGCAGAGAAGUUGAACACCGCCGCUCAGAUUUUGUAAGUCAAGUUCAAGCAGUUUGACAUCUAGCGCCCUGGCAGUUAGAGAAAGAAGAGUGUAUUGAGUGAUUAUCUUCCCAUCCUUGUGGAGAUUUUUCCUUCGAUAAAUUUGUUGUUAGUUGAUUAUCUGUUCUUGGAAAAUUUUGACCUGACCACUAGAUAAUGUAUUCGCAAGCAUAUACGAUGCUUUUUAUUUUUUCA